Trypanosoma rangeli is the source of this 1260-nucleotide messenger RNA. RefSeq names its product leucine-richcontaining protein 23. The transcript has a single exon. Lineage: Eukaryota; Euglenozoa; Kinetoplastea; Trypanosomatida; Trypanosomatidae. Gene Ontology annotation, molecular function: protein binding. The record is from RefSeq and is a predicted model, not a curated record. The coding region runs from base 1 to 1260 and encodes 419 amino acids.
AUGACUAGAAGAAGCUCAUCGGUGACCUUGCCCCCAGCGGAGGUGGAGGAAAAUCCGCUCACAGCCGAUGUGAUGGUGGCGUCCUUGGAUUUCCUUACCCACAAUGCCAUGGGGUACCUUGUCUACGCCGUGUCCAACCUCUCCUCCCGUUGUCUCACCUCCAUUGAGAUGCUGGGGACAUACAAAUACCUGCAACGCAUCUCCCUCAAUGACAACAUGCUUGACUCCCUGAAACCCUUGCGAGAGCUUCAUGGCCUCGUAUAUCUCUCGGCAGCAGGUAAUAAACUGACCAAUGAGGUUUUUGACGACCUAGCUCCAUCUGGCACUACCUUGGAGAGACUGAACCUUGACAGAAAUUGCCUAACGAGCCUUCGAGGACUUCAUCAGCUACCGUUUCUUGUGGACUUUUGUGCAGAGGAAAAUCAGUUGGAAGAGUUGGCCAACGAAGAACUUUCCUCCCUCCAUAGUCUUACACGGCUUGAUUUGAUGUCCAACAGGAUUAGGCGUAUCCAACUGAAUACCUUUGCUACCUGUGAUACUGUGCGUAGUAUUAACCUUUCCCAUAAUGAAGUGGAAAAGGUUCAGUUUGUGAUGCACCUGGCGAACAGUUUGGAGAAGUUGGAUUUGGGAUACAACAAGAUAAAAAAUCUAGACGGUUUUGAUGUGUUGCAAGAGCUCGUUGAUCUUCAACUGGUGAAUAAUGAAAUUGAGUCAUGGACGGAGCUAGAGACGCUGUCAGGGCUUAUUAACCUUCGACAUCUAACGAUUGAAGGGAAUCCUAUUCUACAGGAAUCAGAGGAUACCUUUGUUUGUAAAUCAUUACCGGGUUACGCGGAGUCCAAAGUGGAAUCAGAUGUAGACUUUUCUGCGCGUAAAUUUUGUGGCGGCCUCCUCUCAUCGGGAGCUGCGGAUGCCGGCAACACACUACUCUCCUCUCUGGUCGUACCCUGUGCUAGAGCUUUUGUAAAGGAGGCAACCCUGAUGCCUCGUAGACUAGAGGAGUGGGAUGAGGAUGGACUUCGCGAGUUGCUCAAGCUUCCGCUUUCUGAACAGCGUAGAUUCCGUGUAAUUAGUAUUUUGCAGCAAUUGACUACAAUUGAUUCCAUUCCUGUAUCUCCCAAUGACAUUCCGCGGGCGCUGCGUCUGUUCAAAAAGAAGUCCGGGAAGAGGUUUCCUGUAGGAGGUAAUUUUUUCCCUGUGGGAUCUGCCGCGCGGGUAGUGGAAUCCCAACGUGCAAAAAAUGGCGCUGCUACACUAUGA